Messenger RNA from Closterium sp. Naga37s-1, 7485 nucleotides. Lineage: Eukaryota; Viridiplantae; Streptophyta; Zygnematophyceae; Desmidiales; Closteriaceae. The record is from the annotation of a GenBank genome assembly.
AUGGUUGGAGCAACCUCCGAGGAUUGCUCGGGACGCCGCGCCUCCGCUGGACCAUUCCCCGAAAUAACCGCCGGGAAAAGCGCGACGGACGGCCGGAAGGGUCCCCGUGCGUUCGCUGAUCUCAUCGACGGCGUACACGGGCUCCACGUUUUGCGGAUCAACAGCCGAUUGGCUGCUCAUCCUUCCGUCGCCACCACCGCCGCUACGGCUUCCCCGCCGGACCAUUCCCGUCCGGCGCCCGAGCCUCCCGCUGCCUCGUCCCUUCCCGUGCCCAGACCUGCCACGUCAGCGGCUUCUCGGGCUUCGUGGAGCUCGAAGGAGAAUUCGUCCGCAAGGCACGCGUUUGGGCAGCAUUAUUUGUCGCUAGUGGAGAGUGACAAGGCUCGGCACAGGUCACGCAUGUUGAUGGUUCAGAGGCAGGAGGGCGGAAUGGAGGGAGACGGAGGUGAAUCAAGAGAAGGAGAAGGAGGAGAAGUCGGAGGUGCUGGUAACCAUCAUGGGAGGAAACUGGGCAUAACGGCUACAGCAGGGCUGCUUGGCGCCACGUACCCUAAUGGCAUAUACUACGUGCAGCUGGGCAUCGGCACGCCGCCACAGACGUUCAAUCUCGACAUUGACACGGGCAGCAACCUGCUCUGGCUCAACUGCUUGCCCUGCAACCCCUGCACGCUCUCCAAGACUCUGCAAACUAAUCCGCCCUUCGACUCGGCCAAAUCCUCUUCAGUCAAGCUCCUUCAAUGCUCCAACAAGGCGUGCAUCAACCCCGACCGAACCGUCAAGAUCCGCAACUGCAACGUCACCAAGCCUCUGGUCAAAGGCUCGGCAGCAGGCUCGGCAGGAGGCUCGGAGGAGGAUUUGGGGUGUAUGUACUCGGUGGCGUAUGGGGAUGGGAGUGGGACGUCAGGGCGCCUGCUUGCUGACGUCAUCCAUCUGCCCAUUUCCGGGUCUGCCCGAGCCUUCAAAGUUCCCAUCACCUUUGGCUGUGGCAACUCGCAGCAGGGCAACUUUUACAAUGGCCUGGGUUGGACCUACUACCAGGCUCUGGACGGGCUCAUAGGGCUGGGCAGGGGGUCGCUCUCUCUGCUCACAGCCGUCGGAGCCUACAAGGAGUUCUUCCCCAUUCGGCAGGUGGUGGCGCACUGUCUGGGGGGGGACAGCGGGGGCGGGUGGAUGACAGUAGGGGACAUCCCCAUUCCCCCUCUCACAGCCUUCACUCCCCUGCGACCAGAUGACACCUUCUACAAAGUGACACUGAGGAAGGUGUUCGUGGGGGGAAUCGAGGUGGCGGUGAAUCCAGCGCAGUACGGCAAUCUGACCCACGGCAAUGCCAUCUUUGACAGCGGCACCACCUACUCCAUCAUGCCGCCUCUCUUUGUCCCUCCUCUCUUCCACCUCAUCCAGACAGCCGUGGGACUGCCUCGCUACGCCUUUUCCAUUGGCAAGGAGGGCUCGCUCUGCUUUUCCUCCACAGACGAGCUGACAGCAGAGGACGUGAGGAACCGCUUCCCCCAUAUCAACCUGCAAUUCGAAGGGAGAGGCGUGUUCAUGAACCUGCCGCCCCACACGUACACAUUCAAGGCUAUGGACGAGGGGGUGGAGAUCGUGUGCACGCAGGUGGUGUUGGGGUCAGACACCAUGAAGGCUCCCAAUGGACUGGCCUUCAUCAUUGGAGCUCUGUGGAUGAGGGAUUUCCUUGUGAUUCACGAUCAGGAGGAGAACCGGGUUGGAUGGGCGGCAAUGAAAUGUAGCCAGGUCCGGCAGUUAGGCGAGGCCUACGCGGUCGAGCCGCUAGCGGCGUUCGUGCUGGUGGAUCCGCGCGGGUUCCAGCUUUCGUGGAAGGUGGUGGGGAUUGCGACGGAUGACCCGUCGGGGUUUCAGGAUCUGAGCGACGAGAAUGUGGCGGGGAUCGUGCAGACGCUGCUGGACUGCAUUCGCGAUUGGCUGAGGGCCGGACGGCACUGCGGAGGUGAAAAGACCAAAGUGUUGACGCUAAGCCAGGGCAAAGCAGGGCAGGAUAAGGUGAUGGAAAUCGUCGCUCAGGCGCAUGCAGCGUGGCAGCUGCUGCGUAGCGGGGAAGCUGAUAACGAGGAUAUGGGCGACCUGCUGCUCUCCCCGAACCUGCUGCACCGGAAGCCCCAGCCUGGGCCGGCGGUUCGGAUCUUCGCCGAGUCGUACGCGACAGAUUCGGCGAAUAAAGACAAGGCUGUGAUCGAUGAGCAGGAUAUUAAGACGCUUGUUGCGCCGGUGUUUGGGAGUAGUUUCAUGGUGGAUUCAUGGGAUAGCCCGGAUGAAUUUGAAGGGGAGAACGCGGAUAAAAAGCGGCCGGCACAGGCGUUCGGGAGCGAUGCGCUGGGCGGAUUAGACCUGUCCGGUUUGCAGCAGCAGCAGCAGGUGGAAACCGGAGGUAAUGCAGUAGCAGGGGCACCAGCGGCGGCUGCGGCAGGGAGGGGGAAAAGUGAGGCUGGGUUUGGCGAUUGGGGAAGUGGUGAGGGGUGGAGUGGAGAAGCGGGGAACGGGGAGGAUGAGGUUGAGGAGGGGGUGGCGCUGUCUCAGGGGGGGCUGAGGUCCAGGAGUUUCAACUCAGCGUAUCCGCCCUCCUUUAAUUCCGCGUAUGCGCCCUCCUUUUCCGCCCAGGACCAGCUAAACAUGCGCCUGGACGGGCAGGGGGGAGGGGGGUCGGCGCAAGGAAGGGCGCAGGGGGUGGCGCAGGGGGAGCCGCAGGGGGGGGCGCAGGGGGGCGCAAGCAUGGCGUUUGGCCGGACCCGUAGUGCAGGGUCCGCGGAAGGGAGGGGGGGAGGAGAGGUGGUUAUAGGAGGGGCGGGCGGGGCGGGCAGGGCGGAAGGGAAUUCAGCAGGCCAGUCGCCGUCCGCGUUAUCAUCCUCCCAGUCCCGCUAUAGGGCGUGGCGGAACCUUCUAGUGGACGUGCACCUGGGGGGGAGAUCCGCCAAGGGGGGCGGAAACGAGGGGCGGGGGUUCCUGGCGGAAGGGGCAGGGGCGGGCGCAGGCAUAGGGGCAGGCGCAGGGGCAGCAGGUGCAGCAGGGGGAGCCUUUGGUCCCCCGUCCUCCUCCUCCUCCGCCUCUACCCCCUCCCCCCUCCCCUUCCCCCCGCUGCCCCCUUCCGCCCCCCUCUCCGCGUCCUAUAACGGGCGCCCCACCCCCCCCGCCUGUGGGGAAUCCCUAGAGGAGGUUCCGCGGAGCAGGUCUACCCCCCCAGGCGCCCCCCUUUCCGCCUCUGGGGGGGCGGGCGGGGCGGGCGGGGCGGGCGGGGCGGGCGGGGCGGGCGGGGGGAGCGGGGGGAGCGGAUGGGCGGUCAGACGGAGCUUGCGCCACAGCAGGAGUCACGGGGGGGGAGUGGGGGGAGGCGCGCAGAGGGAGGGGGGCAGGGGCGGGGGCGUCGGAGCGGGAGAGGGGGAGGGAGUUGGGAGGGCAGGGGGGAGAGCAGGGGGGAGCGUGCAUGGGGCGUUUGGGGAAGGCCUCAGGGGGAAUGGGGGAGGGUGGGGCGGAAGUGGGGGGUGGGGGGGAAGUGGGGGAUGGGGUGUGAGCAUUGGUUCUGCCCCUUAUGGGAGCAUAGGCGGAGAUAUUGGCAGCAACAGCGGGAGGAGCAGCAGCAGCAGCCUAAGCAGCAGAGACGGGGGGAGAGAGGGGCGCGAGGGGCGGGAGGGGAGGGAAGGGCGUGAGGGGAGGGAAGGGCGCGAGGGGAGGGACGGGAGGGAGGGGAGGGAUGGGCGGGAGAGUAGGAGAUCACUUAGGGCCACCACGCCCCCCUAUGCCAACCGCUCCCCCCGAUCCAGCCCCCUCUCCCGCUCCUCCCGCGCGCACUCCCACCUUCCCCCCAUUCCCCCGCCCUCUCCCGGAUUUUCCCCCGGGCUCACUUCAGGAAGUUCCCCCGGGCUUCCCCCUGUCAUUCCGCCCACGCACAGCGGGAGCAGCGGGGGGAAGACCCCCCUGAUGAGCCCCCGCGCGCUUCUCUGCGCCAGCAGCCCCCCUGGGUUCAGCCCUGGUGACGAGCUAAGCGCCGGUGGAAAGCUAAGCGCCGGUGGGAGCAGUGGUACGCGUGGUGGGAGCGGUGGGAGCAGCGGGAGCAGUGGGAGAAGCAGCAGAGCGGGAUCCGUGAGGGGAAGCAGCAGUGGCGGAGGGGGGCUGUUCGGGGGACUGAUAAGCGGGGGGAGGAGGCUAGGGGGGAGUGUGAGGGAGAGGAGUCGGCAUGCGAGGCGGCACUCUGUGGGUGCUGUUGCUGCUAUGCACCUCCUCUCCCCCAUCAGAAGGGGUCUCUUCUCCAUUCCUAAGCAGUCUGAGGCAGCAGCUGGGGAUACAGCAGGGGAGGCAGCAGGGGAGGGAGCAGGGGAGACAGGCGGAGCAGGAGGAGGAGGAGGGGAAGGCGGAACGGCAGUGGUGGCGGAGGGGUGCAAGGGAGGGGCAGCAGGAGCAGCAGCUGCAGGAGCAGGAGUCGAACUGACCUCGUCUGCCGCCCAUUCCCCUGCCGCCCGGUCCCCUGCCGCCCAUUCCUCUGCCGCCCACUCUCCUGCUGCUCGUCCUGUGCCUGUGCGCUCUUUAUCCGCACAGUCAAUGUCGGUUGCUCGCUCCUUGUGCGCUCACUCCUCCACUGGCCCCUCCCCUGCUUCCAGCACUGGCUCUGCUGCAUGCGGAGACGGUUUCGGGGUAGAACAGCCAGGUGGAGAGCGGUUGGAAGGGGUGCAGAUGAUUGAUCACCCGUCAGAUAAGCAGCAAGAGUCUGAGAACGUGUUUCAGCAGUUUCACCUGCAGUUGCAGCUAGAGCAGGUUCAGCAGCAACAGAUGGAGCAGCAGCAGCAGCAGCAACAGCACCAGGAGCAGCAGCAGCAGCAACAGAAUCCCCAGCAGCCCCAGCAGCAGCAGCAGGCAGAGCCAAAGCCGAGGCGGCACCGACGCCUCAUGUCCCUUCCCAGCACUCCAGACAUGAAAGGCCUUCGUAUCCUCCCCCUUCCCUUCACCAAACACCGCUCCCCCUCCCCUCAUCGCCGUUCCCCCUCCCCUCCGCCUGCCCACCCGCUACCCACCGCGCCUCACCCGCCCGUUUCCCCCUGUGGCGCCGACCCAAACCGCACUGGCUCGGACGCGUCAGGUGCGGAGCCAGGCUCGCACGGAGGUUCGGGUGCUGGAUCAGGCUCGGGAGGCGGGGUGUGGCCGUGGUCCCGGCCGUCAGUGAAGCUUCGGCUCCCAACCAUGCGGUCAGGUCGCAAGGGAAGGGAUGGGCGGGGGGAUGGGGUGGGAGAGGAGGGGGGAGCAAAGGCGGGAGAUGGUGGGGGAGAGGUUGGGGGAGAUGGUGGAAGCGAAUGGGGGAGAGAAGGGAUAGAAGGAUGGGGUGAAGGAGGGGAGAGAAGGGGUUCUCUGGAUGCUUUUCAGGCCACUGCCGGUGCUGUGGCUGCUGCUGCUGCUGCUGCUGCAGGUGCAGCUGCUACUGGUGCUGCUGCUGCUGCAGGUGCAGCUGCUGCUUCUGCUGCUGGAAGUGCUGUCGAAUCUCCCACCCGAGUGCCAUCUGCCGGACUGGCUGGCACACUUCAUGCCCCUCCUCCUCCCCUUGCCCCCUCCCCUUCCCGUCACCCCUCAAAGCCCCCCUCCCCUUCCCUUACCCGCUCCCUGUCCCCGCACCCGCCGCGUCCCCCCUCUCCCCUUCUCCCUCGCACUCCCUCUGCUCCUCUUAGCCUCAACCCCUCCCCCCCUCCUCACCACAGGCCGUCUCCUCCGCCCCACACCCCGUCUCCUCCUCCUCCUCCUCGCACCCCUUCUCCUCCUCCUCCUCACAACUCCUCUCCUCCUCUUCCCCAUAGCGCCUCCCCUCCCCACAGCUCUUCUCCGCCCCUCAACCCCCCCCAUCGCGCCCAGAGCGCCGCCCGAUCCUUCCUGCUGCAGGAGCUCGGGGGUAGGCGCCCCCAAGGCUUCCUCCGAACCUCCAGCGUAGCCUCGGCACUGCCAGGCUCGGCGAGCCCAGGUUCGGGCGAAGCCUCACCUGAAAGGGUCAGGGGAAGAGGCAGUAACAGGGGUGGUGAUGACAGUGGUUCUGGUGGUAACCAGAUCAGUGGUAGCUCCCCUCCUCGCCCCCCGUCGUGUGAGAGAAAUCAACGGUCCAAAUCUCCUUUGAGUCGGCUUGAUAGGAGCAGCAGCAGGGGGAGGGAGAGGGCUGGGAGUACAGAGGGGGGCAGCAAAGGGAGGGAGAGAGGUGGGGUUGCAGAGGGGAGCAGGGAGAGAGAGAGUGACACGAAUCCCAAUACUUCGGAUAAGGAUCAGACAGUAAAGGCAGCACAUGGAAGAGAGCAUAAGCUGCCUGUGGGGAGUUGCAGUGCUGCUGGCGAGGCUGGGAAGGGGGGUGAAGCAGCAGGUGUUGGCACAGCCACAUUGCCAGCACCUGCUGCUGUUACAGUUGGAUUGUCUCCUCUGAAAGGCCGAGAGGGGAGAGACUGGUCGCCACAGAUGGGCAGGGAGGGAAGGGACUGGUCCCCUCCUGCGCCGAGGCCGAGGAAAGAGCUCUCAGGCAGCAGUGUGGCACAGCGACGCGCUUCUCUCUUUGCCCUUCCCGGCGCUGCUGCUGCUGCUGCUGCUGCUGCUGCUUCUAUGGACGACGGCCCGUCUUCUAAAGACCGAAAAGGCUCGUUCAGAAACCGGGGUGGUUCGUUCAAGGACCGAAGUGGGCGUUUGGAGGAGGAUGGGGAAAUGUCUAGAGACCUUAGUGGAUCGAGCAGAGGCCGGAGCAGAUCGUCUCGGGAUCUCAGUGGCUCGCUUGCCGAACCUGCUGGCCCGUUCGGGGAGCGCAGCGGCUCGUUCAAGGACCGGGAGCGGCAGGGGGGUCGGAUGGAGAUGGAAGAAGAACGUAAGGAAGAAGCAGAGGAGGAGGAUGAAGAGGAGGAGGAUGAAGAGGAGGGAGGAGAGGAGGAAGAGGAAGAGGAGGAAGAUGGGGAGGAGGAAGAGGAGGAAGAGGAGGAAGAGGGGGAGGAGGACGACGACGAGGAAGACGAUGAGGAGGAGGAAUAUGAUGAAGAGGAGGGGGAGGAGGAGGAGGAGGAGGAUGAUGAGGAUGAGGAGGAAGAUUAUACUGAGGGGGAAGAGGAGGAAGAGGACGACGAGGAGGGUGACAGCGAUGGUUCAAGAGUGGAGCGAUGGAGGGGCAGAGGUGCGGCUAAGAAGCCAGAGCCCAGGCAGUAUGUGUGGGAUAUAAUCACACCUGAUACAGCCUCCUUCGCUACCGCCCCCUCUUCAUCCACCAACCAAUCACAACCGCAAGGAGGGAAAGGGGGUAAUCAGGGAGGCAGCAGGGAGAGGAGGGAGGGAGCGAGCCGGGAGUGGGGUAGGGGGGAGGAGGUGAGUGCUGGUGCUAGGCCUUGGCCCGGAUCGCAACAGGCUCAAGCUUCAGGAGCCCAUCAGAGCAGCAGCAAGACUGCUGGCAGUAGCAGCAGUCAUGGCUACAAUCGCAGCAGCUACAACCAGGGACAGCAAGGUGGUAGGAGAUGGUAG